Messenger RNA from Otolemur garnettii (small-eared galago), 3001 nucleotides. It is a transcript of the gene VEPH1, whose product is annotated as ventricular zone expressed PH domain containing 1. Gene Ontology annotation, biological process: regulation of signal transduction. The record is from RefSeq and is a predicted model, not a curated record. Bases 315 to 2819 code for a protein of 834 amino acids. The transcript is spliced from 14 exons. Lineage: Eukaryota; Metazoa; Chordata; Mammalia; Primates; Galagidae. Gene Ontology annotation, molecular function: phosphatidylinositol-5-phosphate binding. Gene Ontology annotation, cellular component: plasma membrane.
AUUCUUCCACCCGGCACCAGUGCGGCAAUGAACAACUUCAGGCUCACUGAGCUGAGUGGAUUCCACUCCCUGUGCCUUCCGAGUCUGCUGCCCCAAGCUCCUGCCCAGUCUCAAACCGUACAGCUGAAUACAGUGCACCCUGAGGAGUAGAACACAGAGGGUGUCAGUGGAGACCUCAAAGUCUGGAGAAAAAAUGACCUUUCAUGGAAUACACAGUGUGCCUCCUGCUGAAUGUUUGUGCCCUGCUGACCUCUGAUAACUAAAACCCAUGGGCCUGGAUCUGUAGAAAGUCAACCCACCUAACCCUCCACAUCAUGCAUCAACUGUUCCGACUUGUUUUGGGACAAAAAGAUCUUUCACGAGCUGGGGACCUUUUCUCCUUAGAUGACUCUGAGAUUGAAGACAGCCUAACAGAAGCUUUGGAGCAAAUUAAAAUAAUUAGCUCAUCUUCGGAUUAUCAAACCAAUAACAAUGACCAGGCGGUGGUUGAAAUCUGUAUCACAAGAAUCACAACAGCCAUCAGGGAGACAGAGUCCAUUGAAAAGCAUGCCAAGGCCCUUGUGGGGCUCUGGGACUCCUGUUUAGAACACAACCUGAGACCCUCCGGCAAAGACGAAGACACGCCCCACGCAAAAAUCGCAUCUGAUAUCAUGAGUUGCAUUUUACAGAAUUACAACCGGCCCCCCGUGAUGGCGUUAGCCAUCCCCAUCGCAGUGAAAUUCCUUCACAGGGGCAGCAAAGAACUGUGCAGGAAUAUGUCCAACUAUCUGUCCCUUGCUGCAAUUUCCAAGGCAGACCUCCUGGCUGAGCACACGGAAGUUAUAGUAAAGAGCAUUCUGCAAGGUAAUGUCAUGUUGUUGAGGGUGUUACCUGCUGUGUAUGAAAAGCAGCCUCAGCCGAUUAACAGACACCUGACGGAGCUCCUGGCCUUGAUGUCUCAGCUGGAACAACCAGAGCAAUACCACCUCCUGCGGCUCCUGCAUGUGGCAGCCCAGAGGAAGCAACUGGAGGUAGUUCAGAAGUGUAUUCCUUUCCUCAUUGGACAUUUGAAGGAUUCAACCCAUAAUGACCUCAUCUUAAACACCCUCAUAGAGAUAGCCGGCUAUGAGCCAGUGGCUUUGAACAGUUUUCUUCCAAUGCUGAAAGAGAUUGGGGAGCGAUUCCCCUACCUCAUCGGACAAAUGGCAAGGAUCUAUGGAGCUGUUGGGCAUGUGGAUGAAGAGAGGGCCAGGAGCUGCCUGCGCUACCUGGUGAGCCAGCUGGCCAACAUGGAGCACUCCUUCCACCAUAUUCUCCUGCUGGAGAUCAAGGGCAUCAGCGACAGUUUCUCCUCCAUCCUGGGCCCUCAGAGCAGGGACAUCUUCCGCAUGAGCAACAGCUUCACUGCCAUUGCCAAGCUCCUCACCCGACAACUGGAGAACACUAGUGCUGGAAGUGGCAGGAGAAAAAUCAGUGCUGAAGUUGAAUUUCCUGAGAGAAUGGAAGAAACCAAGCUCGUGGUGGCUGAAAAAGAAGACCACGAAAAGCUCCAAGUUAAAAUCCAGGCUUUUGAAGACAAAAUAAACGCUGACAGCAAUAUCCCUGGCUCUGUUAGAAGAUAUAGUUUGGGCCAAGUUUCUAAGGAAGAAAGAAAAAACAUUAGAUUUGACAGGUCCAAAAGUUUGGCUUUGCACACCGUGCUCUCCAAGGGUGUGAGUUCAGAUGACGGGGAAGAUGGAGAGAGCGGGGAGGUACCAGCCAGCAUCUCUCUUUCAGAAAUGGAUCCACUUAGACAAAGAAGUAGUAACAAGUUGCCCUUUAAGACAGACACUGACAGACCACAGCUGGGAAAUUCUUCAGUGUCACACCCAAAUAUUUCACAUAUAGAAUCAGAGAAUUUGCCAGAAGCUGUUAAAGAAAACUUCCGAGAAGAAACUCCAGUGUCACCUGCAAGUCCUGCAGAAUACCAAGAUAAGCUCUACCUGCACUUAAAAGAAAACCUCAGUAAAGUGAAGGCGUACGCCACGGAAAUCGGAAAGAAGAUUCCAGUCCCUGAUCAGUGUACCAUUGAAGAUACUGUUAGGAGUUGUGUAGCAAAGCUGUUCUUCACCUGCUCCCUGAAGGGUCAUUACUGCCUAUACAGCAAAUCCAGUUUUAUUCUCAUCAGCCAAGAACCUCAGCCAUGGAUCCAGAUCAUGUUCCUGUUCCAGCAGAGCCUGUUUCCUGAGCCCUUAUCCAUACAGAGUCAUUCCGUGCAAUUCCUCAGGGCUCUGUGGGAGAAGACCCAGGCAGGGGGUGCUCACAGCUUUGAAGCCGCCAUGAUGGAGUCCACGUUUCCACAGCAGAAGGAUCUGGACCAGGUACAGCUCCAUCUGGAAGAAGUGAGGUUCUUUGACGUGUUUGGCUUCAGCGAAACAGCAGGAGCGUGGCAGUGUUUCAUGUGCAACAACCCUGAGAAAGCCACUGUUGUCAAUCAAGAUGGCCAGCCUCUCAUAGAAGGAAAACUUAAAGAGAAGCAAGUCAGAUGGAAGUUCAUCAAAAGGUGGAAAACUCGCUAUUUUACUCUGGCUGGAAAUCAGCUUCUGUUUCAGAAAGGAAAGUCUAAAGACGAUCCAGAUGACUCCCCCAUAGAACUCAGCAAAGUACAGAGUGUGAAAGCUGUGGCCAAGAAACGCAGGGAUCGCUCUCUCCCUCGGGCUUUCGAAAUCUUCACAGACAAUAAAACCUAUGUUUUCAAGGCCAAGGACGAGAAGAAUGCAGAAGAAUGGCUCCAGUGCAUCAAUGUGGCGGUUGCUCAAGCGAAAGAGAGGGAAAGUAGAGAAGUAACCACAUAUCUGUAGGGAUUUACAAGCCAUCCUCAAGUAAUCGUAUACCACAGGCAUUGCGUUUUCAUUGCCAAUGUCAAGAAAACGAGCUAAAGUCACCAAGCCAUGUUGUUUUUCUACUUAACACCAGUGGAGUAGUUGUCCCUAGAAAGAAGAGCCUAAACUGACAAGAUUCUUAGUCAAUUUCAUGUUUUAAC